This is a messenger RNA of Mesorhabditis spiculigera, 453 nucleotides long. NCBI's taxonomy places the organism in Eukaryota, Metazoa, Nematoda, Chromadorea, Rhabditida, Rhabditidae. The record is from the annotation of a GenBank genome assembly.
AUGCUGACGGCCAGCUGCCAAGUCGGGUUGGCCACCGUCGGGCUGCUCAUCCUACUGUAUCCAAAAGGAGUGUUCUCCAUAAUCUGCUACGACUGCCAUGCCGAGCAGGGGACGUGUAAUGAGGGAGAAUGCGAGGGGGCUGUGUGCAUAAAAAUGGAGACCAGCAACAAACAGGAUGAGCGAAAAACUAUCACGAAAACGUGCGGCGACGAGAUGGAGGAGGUGGCCUGUCAACAAAGUGGAUUUGGCAGUAAAUGGACGUCAAGAUGCGUCUGCCACACAUCACUUUGCAACGGAGACGACGCAUUAGCCGAAGCCGGUCUAGAACCGUCUUCCGCCGCCCCGCCAGCCGCCUCCACCACCCAGUUCGCUCUAAUGGUCGCCAUUCUGGUAAAUUCACUUCGCUGCAUGUCAACAUUCAGAUUUUCGUCGGCGCCAGCUGUUCGCUACUUC